This is a messenger RNA of Carya illinoinensis, 1037 nucleotides long. RefSeq lists its product as uncharacterized. The coding region runs from base 121 to 813 and encodes 230 amino acids. The record is from RefSeq and is a predicted model, not a curated record. Lineage: Eukaryota; Viridiplantae; Streptophyta; Magnoliopsida; Fagales; Juglandaceae. The transcript has a single exon.
AGGGAAGCCACAGAGACGGUGAAGUGAGAGAAAGAAGAGAGAGGAACUGCGUAGCUCGGGAAGAAGAAAGUCAAGAGAAAGCUAAAAAAUCCAAGAGCAAGCUGUUGGUAUUCCCCCAAAAUGGCGUUUUAUGUGGACGAAGAAGAGGUUUGGAAAUGCGCAAAGCACCCCUCCAAACGUCGUCGCAGCGGGAUUUGCCACGUUUGCCUCCGCGAGCGCCUCUCCAUCCUCUGCCCCGACUGCGCUAACGUCCGGCCCUGCUCUUGCCGCGCUACUGCUGCGACGACUUCGUCUUCUUCGUCCUCGUCUUCGUCCGUCUCUCGCUUCUCGACUUCAGACGGCGGAGUCGGAGCCGUCGGUCGCGUCUCCAAUCUAAUAGAGAGUGAGCCAGCCUUUCGCCGCUCCAGAUCGCUCGCGAUUCCCUUCCUCCGGUCCAGCUCCCGGUUCGUCGGGAACGAGAGCGAACUGAAAGAACCAGCGUCGGUGGGCGGUAAGAGCAGAGCUUCGUCGUUUUGGUCGGUGUUCAGAUCGCAGAAGAACAAGAAGGUGGAAGUGGACGAAGGAAAUGCGAAGAGGCAGGACGAAGUGGCCGUGGAAGAAGAAGAAGGAGAGGACGUGAGGGCGAGGAGGACGAUGAUGAUGAGGUCGAGAUCCGUGGCCGUAUCGGUGACGUCAGAUUCAGGAAUAGGGCUCGGUGGACGAGAGAGCAGAGGGAAGGGUCGGAGUUGGUAUUUUCCGAGUCCGAUUAAGGCUUUUCGGCAGUCAAAGAUCGCCAAGGUGGUUCAGGAACGGUCUCCUUUGUACAGAGGUUGAUUUUUGCCGAAAUAAUUAAAAAAACAUAAUAAUAUUAUUAUUAUUAUACAUGAUCUCAUCAUGUUUAUGAAAUAACAGCGAAGAAAGAAAGAAUGAAAAAUAGACUAAUAUUAUUUUUUUCGUAGUUUUUGGAAAAAAAAUUGUAAUAGCUCAUCUUUGAGUUGCAACCUCUGAUUUUUGAAGAUAUAGAACAUGAAAAUCUCAGUGAGUGAUUUGGGUAUGCA